Messenger RNA from Aethina tumida (small hive beetle), 2166 nucleotides. RefSeq names its product rac GTPase-activating protein 1 (gene tum). The transcript has 8 exons. Gene Ontology annotation, biological process: signal transduction. Lineage: Eukaryota; Metazoa; Arthropoda; Insecta; Coleoptera; Nitidulidae. The record is from RefSeq and is a predicted model, not a curated record. The coding region runs from base 142 to 2001 and encodes 619 amino acids.
GCCUGCCAUUGGCUGCUUUCAAACCGUCAACUAUUCAAAUCGUUAAACUGUCAGUUGUGUUUUUACCCGUAAAGUCUGUAUCAAUUAAGUAUCAAAUGUGAAUAAAACUUAGUUUAAGUGAAACAAGUGUAAAUUGUAAAAAUGUCUCACACACCAUUCAAGACUCCCUAUCCGUACACCCCGAAACACCAGAAUUACACCCCAGCCAGGGAGAAGGAAUACAAAUCGGAUAGCGAAGAAAGCACAUCUAGUGCAGGUGAUUUUGCUUACAAUGCCGAUUUGUCAAUUGUCGCAGUUUUCGACGAUCUCAUGCGGAUGAUCAAGCUGAAACGUCACGACGAAGUCGAAAAUAUAUUUUUGUCGUUUGCUGAAAACGUUAAGGAUGUGUGGCAAAAUUGGCAGGAUGCGCUCAACGAGUGCAGGAGAUUGAACGAAGUGGUGGAUAACAAGAUUAAAGAAAUUAACGAUUUGGAGAGUUCUUUGAAACUGGCCAGAAAGAUGUUUGAUAAACAGAAGAACAUUGCUGAUGAGGCACAAUUGGAUAAAUUAAAAUUGGAACACAAUUUGUUAAAAGUUCAGGAUAUUUUCAAUGAAAUUACACAUCAGAGAGCACUUCCUAAUGAGACAAAAGAGAAAGUGGACAAUAUUACUGAGCAGAUAAAUUAUUUAAGGGAGGCUGACAGAAAUUUAAUGGGAAUUGCUGGCAAUUUGAGUGCUAUUAAAGAAAUUAAUUCUACAGGUUCUUUAUUAUCUGAUUUAAAUUAUACAAAAUCAGAAGAUGAUUUGGAUGAAAAUUCAUUGUAUGGCCCUUGGAAAAAACACAGACCAAGUACUGACGGCGUUGCAGAACCAGCACAGAAAAAACGUCGUUCAUCUGGCAACAGAGUGAUUGAGGUCAAUGCAAAGGACACAGUCAGAGCAACUACAACUUUAACAGUAGAAAAAAAUGGACCUAUCACCGCCACCUCAAUUAUUGAAUCCAUCCCCGACGGUAGACAAGCCCAGGUUUACCCGUCGGCACCCCCGGCUGAUUUGGUGUUCGAAUCGUGGGCGAAGGGCUCUCCGCAGAAAUCGCAGCAAAGACAACACGUGCUGCAUCAAAGACAGAUGAUAAUUCCAGACACUUGCGGCCUAUGUCAGACUCGCAUACGUUUCGGAAAGACUGCACUGAAAUGCAAGGAUUGUAAAGUAUUGUGUCAUCUGGAUUGCAAAGACAAGUUGCCGAAGAUCUGCGUGCCCGUACUCAAUACGCCGACGCAGAAGAACAUGCUGGGCGUCAUCAGCGAUUACACACCCACUAUUGCGCCCAUGGUGCCGGGCAUCUUAAUACAUUGCAUCAACGAAAUCGAACUGCGGGGACUGUCCGAGAUUGGAUUGUACAGAAUUCCAGGCUCGGAACGUGAUGUCAAAAUGCUUAAAGAGAGGUUCUUGAAAGGAAAAUCCGCUCCUAUCCUAAACCAAUUGGACAUUCACGUGGUUUGUGGUGCUCUUAAGGACUUUUUGAGGUCGUUAAGCGAACCGAUAGUAACGUUCGGCCUUUGGAAAACCUUCGUUAGUGCCAUCGCUUCGCCAAACAGAGAUGAUGUUGUGCCUGCCCUUUACCAGGCAAUUGCAGAGUUACCACAACCCAACCGCGACACUUUGGCAUACCUAAUAUUGCAUUUAAAAAAGGUUGCCGAAUCCAAGGUGUGUCAAAUGCCUAUUUCGAAUUUGGCCAAAGUGUUUGGUCCUACCGUUGUUGGUUAUUCGUGUGAGGAUCCAAAUCCGUCUAAUUUGAUCAAUGAAACCAGGCAACAGGUUCAGGUAAUGGAAGCUUUGAUGCUCCUUCCAACUGAAUUCUGGUCAACCUUUAUAAACACAAUUCCAUCCACUAACAAUAUGCUCAGGCAAACGCCCAGUACUGAUUCUUUAUUAAGAAAUACUGGCAAAGGUGUUUUUACUCCCAAUAGGCACAACGUGAUUAAAAGAAAAAGGUUUUUCAAUUCCCCAACAUUUAAUUAAUACAACUUAGUAUACAUUUUUUAUAUUUAUAUAAUAUAUAUGUUUAAUAAAAUAUUUGUGCGCUUACAAAAAUUAUUGUUAAAAUAUGUACUUACCUUUUAAAGUUGUAUUAUUAUAUUAACGAAUAAGUAUCUAAAGAUUUAUAAUAAAUUGUGUAAUAAGGUU